Messenger RNA from Hyposmocoma kahamanoa, 915 nucleotides. RefSeq names its product U3 small nucleolar ribonucleoprotein protein IMP4. The record is from RefSeq and is a predicted model, not a curated record. Gene Ontology annotation, cellular component: nucleolus; small-subunit processome; Mpp10 complex. NCBI's taxonomy places the organism in Eukaryota, Metazoa, Arthropoda, Insecta, Lepidoptera, Cosmopterigidae. The transcript is spliced from 6 exons. Gene Ontology annotation, molecular function: rRNA primary transcript binding; snoRNA binding. Gene Ontology annotation, biological process: rRNA processing. The annotation marks the transcript as partial.
AUGCUUCGGCGACAGGCGCGUUUGCGCCGCGAGUACUUGUACAGAAAGUCGGCAGAAGACAAACAAAAAAAUAUUCAAGCUAAAAAAGAUCAAUUGAAACGAAGUUUGGAAGAAAACAUCCCUAUUCAUGGCGAUUUGCGUAAAGAAGCUCUAGCUUUACAGAAAAGAAUAGAAUUUGAAGACAAAGGACCAGAACGUGCAGCAGUAAUAGGAGGUUUUAGUGGUGGAGCAAACACUCUCAGUUCUCAGGAUGAUGAGUACAGAUAUGCAGGGGUUGAAGAUCCGAAAAUUAUGAUCACUACUUCUCGGGAUCCUAGUGCACGAUUGAAGAUGUUUGUUAAGGAACUUAGGUUAAUAUUCCCAAACAGCCAGCGAAUGAAUCGUGGUGGAUACGAAAUGUCACAGCUGAUACAUGCAUGCCGUGCCAAUGAUGUCACAGAUUUUAUUAUUGUACAUGAACAUCGUGGUGUGCCUGAUAGCCUGGUUAUCUGCCACCUCCCUUAUGGUCCAACUGCAUCGUUCACCCUGUCAGGUGUAGUGAUGCGACACGAUAUACCUGAUAUAGGACCAAUGAGCGAGCAGUACCCGCAUUUGAUUUUUCACAACUUCAAAAGCUAUUUAGGUCUCCGAACUAUGAGUAUUCUGAAGUAUCUAUUCCCUGUACCAAAGGAAGACUCGAAGCGUGUGAUCACAUUUGCUAACAACGACGAUUAUAUUUGCUUUAGGCAACAUACUUAUAAAAAGGCUGGCAAGGACAUAGAGCUAACAGAAAUAGGUCCACGGUUUCAAAUGAAGCUUUACGAAAUAAAGCUCGGAACACUCGAGGCGUUAGACGCAGCGGAUACAGAAUGGGCGCUGCGCCCGUAUAUGAACACGAGCGCAAAGCGUCGAUUCUUAAGCGAUGAUGAUGGAUGG